This is a messenger RNA of Morone saxatilis (striped sea-bass), 1680 nucleotides long. Its product is annotated as single-minded homolog 2-like. Bases 1 to 1680 code for a protein of 559 amino acids. Gene Ontology annotation, biological process: regulation of transcription by RNA polymerase II. Gene Ontology annotation, molecular function: RNA polymerase II transcription regulatory region sequence-specific DNA binding; DNA-binding transcription factor activity, RNA polymerase II-specific; protein binding. The record is from RefSeq and is a predicted model, not a curated record. The transcript is spliced from 7 exons. NCBI's taxonomy places the organism in Eukaryota, Metazoa, Chordata, Actinopteri, Moronidae.
AUGACAGUCAUCCACUGCAGCGGCUAUCUGAAAGUGCGUCAGUACAUGAUGGACAUGCCGCUGUAUGAAUCCUGUUAUCAGACUGUGGGUCUGGUGGCAGUCGGUCACUCCCUGCCCCCCAGUGGUAUUACUGAGAUAAAACUCCACAGCAACAUGUUCAUGUUCCGGGCCAGCCUGGACUUUAAACUAAUUUUCUUGGACACAAGAGUGGCAGAGCUGACAGGCUAUGAGCCUCAGGACCUGAUAGAGAAGACUCUCUACCACCACGUCCACGCCUGUGAUGUUUUCCAUCUACGCUAUGCUCACCAUUUAUUACUGGUGAAGGGGCAGGUCACCACUAAGUACUACCGCAUGUUAUCAAAGCAUGGAGGUUGGGUGUGGGUGCAGAGCUAUGCCACCAUCGUCCAUAACAGCCGUUCCUCCAGACCUCAUUGUAUUGUCAGUGUGAACUACGUCCUCACUGACAUCGAGUGCAAGGAGCUGCAAUUAUCUGAGGACCAGAGUCGAGCCACUAAGCCUGGUCUUAGCCUUACUUCCUCUCAGGACCACCACAAACAACUCAGAAACAAAGCAGUCAAGAUGAAAACCAAACUCAGAGCCGCUCCCUAUCCUGAGCAGCAGGCCACUCGCCUCUUCCAGCCAGACCACUUAAGCUGCUCCCCACAGAAGGGGCUAUGGAAGGAGAGGUCCCCGUACCCAGUGACCCCCUGCAGGGAGAAGAACUCCAGCUUAAGCCCUGAAGCAGGUCAGGCGUCCUGCAGCCCCAUUAACAAUCUGACCCUCCACUACCCCUACAAACACCAGCAUCUGGAUGCUCAGACUCACCUGCCUAGCUCAGGUCCCUCUUCUCAGCUGGCUCAACAGAUCAUCGGUUCCCUGCAAAGCAGAGGGCCUGUUGGAUGGAACAUCAGCAGCCCCCCAGUACCCAAGAAAUACACAGGCCCCAUGCUGACAGCUGACCGUAGUUACCGCGAUAAGAUCUCCCAUCACUGUUCCAGCAGCACAAACCAUUCUACUGGCAGGCUGAAGGAAGAACCCUACGAAUCUUACACGCUUGUACACAGCGUGCCUGAGGUUUGUCCACAUCCCAAUGCUCAUGCCACCAAGGACAGUGAACCUUUGAGCCAGGAUGUCCAGCGUAAUACAAAAGGUGCUAAGAGACUUCAGGGUGACUGGGCCCUGGCCUGCCCUUUGCUCAGUGGCCUUGUUCUAGGUAAAGGUGAGCAGGGUGGCCUGCUGCACAGCCUUGGCCAGCCUCUCCCUGUGCAAAUGGCGCUAGGGCAGAGGAGGAGGCUGUGUAUGAUGGAGGCUCCCUACAGCCACCCCGCUGUAGAAUAUCAACAGCCUUCUGAUGGCCACCAGCAGCGUGAAGCUGCCACGGAGCUGCAGCCCAGGUCUCCUGAGGACAGGAGAAUGUUAACAGGUAUGGGGGUUGGGGUGGGACUUCCAGCCCAAGCUCAACACAUGUCUUUGAACUUUCAUGAAGUUUUGAGCAAACACAAUUCCAUUAAAGCCCACCCUUUUACCGCACUGAGCCAUCUUACAGAUGGCUACAGUUACCAUGGUAAAGAGACAGCCUCUUACAGCUGCAACAGCCCCAGCUCCAGCUCGUCCCCUGACAGCCAAAGAGAGAUCCCACAUUACAUUGGCACGUCCGUCAUUAUCACAAAUGAGAGGUGA